Xyrauchen texanus (razorback sucker) is the source of this 7440-nucleotide messenger RNA. Its product is annotated as myotubularin-related protein 13-like. Bases 596 to 6295 code for a protein of 1899 amino acids. The transcript is spliced from 42 exons. Lineage: Eukaryota; Metazoa; Chordata; Actinopteri; Cypriniformes; Catostomidae. The record is from RefSeq and is a predicted model, not a curated record.
CAACGUUUAUGGGAUUAACGGAACGGUUUCACUUUCUUUGAUGCAUGAUGGCAAGACGUUGCGAUUGGUAUCAUGAUAGGUGUUAUGGAAUAGUUCUACCAGGAAACCUUUUUUAUUUUUGCUGUCACGUCCUAUUUGUAUAUUUGAAUUAAACAGGACGUGCGUGUAUAAUUGGAGGUUUUGAUGGUGUGGUCAUUUCGCUAUUGUUUUAACAAAUUUGUGUUACUAAAGACAGAUAAGGGUUUUUCUAAAAUAAUAAUAAAUAUAUUGUAUAAUGUGUUUUAUUUGUUAUAUGUGGGUUUUUCUCUGACAGUCUCGGCACCCAUCUACCGUAUUUCUCCGCGUGUACAUGUAAACAAUGAAAAUAAAGCGCGCGAUGACUCGGGCAGUAACUUGUUACAUUACUACUCGCUGCCACGCUGCAUUGAUCUCUAAAUUGACGAUUUAAGCUCUCUAUGCAGCAUUGAUUUCCACCUUUAGCCGAGAGGUUUAGGUCAGUAGAGAGCGGUUCGGAUGCUCUCACUAUGUGUGUGUGUGUGUCUCUAUUCAGUACAGAUGCUCUGCUGGAGAGCUUUUCCUGUGUUGUGGAAAGCGGAUGCAGAAAUCCAUCGCAAGGGAAACAGGAGCUGUGCAUAAUCGUGUUCAGUCUACAGGAACAGGCGAAGGUUGUGGCAGGAUCAUUCAGCGCUUCCCCAAAAAGGACUGGGAUGGCACGGCAUUUCCCCAGGGUGUAGAGAUGUUCUGCCAGCCUGGUGGAUGGAGGUUGUCUCGUGAGAGGAAGCCUCCAACAUUCUUUACAGUGGUGCUGACAGAUAGUGAUUCAGAACGACACUACUGCUCCUGUCUGACCUUCUUUGAGGCAGAGGUCAAUCUGCAGGGCUCAAAGACACUGGAGGCUGAUGGGGACGAGGAGGAGGAGGAGGAAGAAGAUGGUUUGAUCCAGCCAGCUCAAGUCUUUGCUCCCAAAAGUCUAAUUCUGGUCUCCAGGCUGGAUUACCCAGAAAUAUUUCGGGGCUGUUUGGGACUUAUCUACACCGUGUACAUGGACAGUCUGAGCUUCCCUCUGGAAGGGCUUGUGGCCAAUCUCUUUACAUGUUUGGUGCCUGUGGCUGGAGGUUCUCAGAAGCUUUUUUCACUUGGAGCGGGCGAUCGGCAGCUCAUACAAACCCCCCUGAAUGACAACCUGCCCAUCACCUGUAAGAGCGUGGCUCUCCUCUUCCAACAGUUAGGAAUUCAGAAUGUUCUUAGUCUUUUUUGUGCGGUUCUGACGGAACACAAGGUUUUGUUCUACUCAUCCAGCUUUCAGAGACUUGGGGAGGCCUGUCGUGCCUUGGAGUCCCUCAUGUUUCCACUUAAGUACAGUUACCCCUACAUUCCCAUCCUCCCAUCUCGACUGCUGGAGGUGUUGAGCUCCCCUACGCCCUUCAUCAUCGGCGUGCACUCUAUGUUCCAGAAUGAGAUCCAAGAGCUGCUUGACGUGAUCAUUGCUGACCUUGAUGGAGGAACAAUAAAAAUACCAGAGUGUAUACUCCUCUCCCAGCUCCCCGAACCACUGUUGUACAAUACUCAAAAAGCAUUAUCCAUGGUUUUGCACCCUGAUCUGGAAGGAGCAGAUAAUGCCUUUCCUCCCCCUCGUUCUGCUCCAUCCAACAUCAAACUGCUAGAUAAGGAGGUGAGAGCGGUCUUCCUGCGCUUGUUUGCACAACUCUUCCAGGGCUACAGGUCCUGUCUGCAGCUGAUUCGUAUCCAUUCUGAACCUGUGAUUCACUUUCACAAGGCUGCCUUCCUAGGCCAGCGGGGCCUCCUAGAAAAUGACUUCUUAACCAAGGUGCUGGACGGCAUGGCCUUUGCAGGAUUUGUAUCUGAACGGGGACCUCCUUACAGGGCCUGCGAUCUGUUUGAUGAGCUGGUGGCCUUAGAUGUGGAGUGCUUAAAGGAGGAAGCGGAGAACCUGGCCAAGUUUCACAAGCGUUUAAGAGAGCUGUCCGAGCAACUUUACAAAAAUGAGAACCCAAACCCCCACAUGGGCUUCCAGAAAGUGCCUCGACCCACUGAGGGUUCACACCUGCGGGUGCACGUGGUGCCCUUCCCCUUGUUGGAAGAGGAGAAGGUUGAGGGGUUGAUAAUGGAGGGCCAGGCCAAGCAGCACACUGCCCCCAUCACCACUCGUCCAGAGAGGAAGUGUGUGGUGCCUGCCGGACCCCCUGUGGUAUCUAUCAUGGGCAAGGCCAGCUCAGUUUUUAACAGCGCUCGUAGACUGGAGGUGGUCCGGACAUGCAUCGGCUUCAUCUUUGACAACAAGACUCUGGAAACCGAGAAGACACUCCCCGCAGCUCUUCGGGCCCUAAAAGGCAAAGCAGCACGCCAGUGCCUGACCGAAGAACUCAGCCUCCACGUGCAGCAGAACCGUGCCAUUCUGGACCACCAGCAAUUUGAUCAUAUCGUUCGCAUGAUGAACUGCGCUCUACAGGACUGCUCCAGCUCAGAGGAAUAUACUGUGGCAGCAGCAUUACUGCCCCUGACGACAGCUUUUUACAGGAAACUAACCGCUGGUGUGGACCAGUUCGCCUACACCUGUGUACAAGACCAUCCCAUAUGGACUAAUCAGCAGUUCUGGGAAGCCUCCUUCUACUCUGAGGUGCAAAACCAGAUCAGAGCUCUGUACCUCACUGCCCCUUCGGACAAUCAACCCAUCACUGCCAAAAUCAAGGGACAGGGCACCCUACUCACAGCACCCAGUGAGUCGGAACGGACCGCUAUGGACCUUGCAGCCGAUCAGUUACGUGCUUGGCCUGGUCUGAGUAAAGAGAAACAGCAGGAGCUUGUGAAGAACGAGGAGAGCACAGUGUUCAGCCAGGCUAUCCACUAUGCCAGCCUGAUGGUCUACCUGCUCGUGCCGCUGGACACCAGCAAAAACAAGCUGCUACGCUCUACUCCUGCAGGUGACUGGGAGAGUGGCAGCAACAGCAUCCUCACUAACAGUAUUGCAGGGAGUGUGGCAGAAAGUUUUGACACUGAGAGUGGAUUUGAAGACUCUGAGACCAGUGACGUUGCCAACUCGGUGGGGAGGUUCAUUGCACGUUUCAUCGACAAAGUAUGCACCGAAAGCGGAGUGACUCAGGAUCAUAUAAAGAGCCUACAUAGUAUGAUUCCAGGUAUUGUGGCAAUGCAGAUGGAGACACUAGAGGCAGUUCAUAUAGAAAGCAGAAGACUGCCUCCCAUUCAGAAGCCCAAGAUCCUACGGCCUGCCUUGCUGCCCGGAGAGGAACUGGUGUCAGAGGGCUUACGAGUGGUCUUAGACCCUGACGGUCGAGAGGAGGCCACUGGGGGUCUUUUGGGAGGUCCACACAUCCUACCAGCAGAGGGAGCACUCUUCCUCACCACUUACCGGAUCAUUUUCAAAGGCACUCCUCACGACCCUCUAGUGGGUGAACAGGCAGUAAUCAGAAGUUUCCCAGUCUCCACGAUGACCAAGGAGAAAAAGAUCACCAUUCAAAACCAGCUACAGCAAAACAUGCAGGAGGGGCUUCAGUUGAGAUCUGCCUCCUUCCAGCUAAUUAAGGUUGCGUUUGACGAGGAGGUGAGCUCAGAUAUGGUGGAGAUUUUCAGGAAAAACCUACAGCGAAUCCGUUACCCACCAUCCAUCUUUAGCACUUUCGCCUUUGCAGCAGGACAGACUACACCACAGCUCAUAUUACCCAAACAGAAAGAGAGGAACACAGGCUUCCGCAUACUAUCGAAGACCAUUGUGAAAGGUGCUAAAAGGGCUGGCAAGAUUACAAUGGGCCGUCAAUCAACUCUGAAGAAAAACGAGAAGGGCAAUCGCAUGACCUUACAUGAAGAUGACGAUAUCUCCAUCUCUGAUGAUGGGGAGCCACCCUCCAGCAGCACACUAAAGGCCUCUGAGAAGUGCACCAUGGAGCAGUUAGUGGAGCGAGCUUGUUUCCGGGACUACCAGAGGCUGGGUCUGGGUACUAUUAGUGCAAGCUCCACUUGGUCUAAAAGUGGCGAGCAGUUCCGCGUUACAGCGGUCAACAGGCUCUACUCACUGUGUCGCAGUUACCCUGGCCUCCUAGUGGUUCCUCAGAACGUGCAGGACAGCAGUCUUCAAAAGGUGUCCCGCUGCUAUCGGCACAAUCGUCUGCCAGUGGUGUGCUGGAAACACCCUCGCACCAAAGCUGUGCUGCUUUGUUCGGGAGGUUUUCAUAGCAAGACUGUGGUUGGGCUUUUCAAGUCUCAAAACCCAUCCACAGCAGCUCCUGCAUCCUCAGAGUCUUCCAGCAGUCUGGAACAAGAGAAAUACCUGCAGGCCAUCCUCAGCUCCAUCCCCAUCUACUUCAAUCCCAAUGGCAUCAACACCCUCACCAACCGCUCCCUCAUUGGUUUGUCCCCAGCUAGUGAAAGAAGGGCGUCAAGAAUCCCAAAGAUGGCCCCUGUACAUUUGGACAUUUCUUUCUCCAAUAGCUUCACCAGAGGAGUACUCGGGUACAGGGGUAAACUAUUCACUCACUCAAACAAAAAAGCUUCAGCUAAGGGGAGAAUUCAUAAUCAAGGUGUGUUGGCUAGUCUGCGCUCUAGCAGCAGAUUCAUCCAGCAUACCGCUGUUCCCGAUGUGGGCGCGCGGUUGGCUGGCAAGGAUCUGGCGCCCCCUACAGGCAUUGAGAACCUCCAGGCCCAACUUCUCAAGCAUCAAGCAGCUCUCUACAUCUUUGGUGAAAAGUCACACCACAGGGGCUUAAAACUGGACUCUGCACUCAACUGUGAACUUAUACCAGUGGAGUUUGCAGACACAAGACAGGUGAAGGUCUCCUUCAAGAAGCUUCUGAGGGCGUGUGCACCCAGUUCCAUGUCCUCAGACACAGAGGACUCAUUUCUAAAGGCUCUGGAGGAGAGCGAAUGGAUGCUGCAGCUGCACAAGCUUCUGCAGCUGGCUCUGGUUGUGGUAGAGUUGCUGGACAGCGGAUCAUCUGCGCUAGUUAGUCUUGAGGAUGGCUGGGACAUCACCACUCAGGUGGUUUCCCUUGUGCAGCUGCUCAGUGAUCCAUUCUAUAGGACCCUGGAGGGAUUUCAGGUGCUGCUGGAGAAAGAGUGGCUAUCUUUUGGCCACAAAUUUAGCCAACGUAGCAACCUGACCCCCAGCAGCCAGGGAAGCGGCUUCACCCCCAUCUUCCUGCAGUUUCUCGACUGCGUCCACCAGGUUCAUAACCAGUACCCCCUUGAGUUUGAAUUUAAUCAAUACUAUCUGAAGUUUCUGGCAUACCACUACAUCUCCAAUCGCUUCAAAAACUUUCUUCUGGACUCAGACUAUGAGCGCCUGGAGCACGGCACAUUGUUUGAGGACAAAGGAGAAAAACAGUCCAAGAAAGGAAUCUGUAUCUGGGAGUUUAUCAAUCGAAUGCACCGCAAGAGUCCUAUCUUCUUCAACUACCUGUACAACCCCUCGGAGACACAGACAGUAUUAAAACCAUUGAUCUCCAUCCCCAAUCUCACAACAUGGGAGUUCUACACAGGGGAGACUCUGUCCACGGGCCCCUCAUAUGACUGGUGUAUGCUGGCUCUUCGCUCAGAGAGCACAGAAGAGACAGACACCAUCGCAACAACCAAGAGGAGUAUCGUCUGGCCAUGUUACAGUAGUGUUAGCCGUGCCCAGCCUGAUGCCAUCACCAAACUACUGGCUAACAUUGAGAGGCUAGAGAGGGAACUGGGACAACCCACUGAGCCCUGGCACACCACACUAGAAAAGGUGCGAGAUCGCAUCCGAGAAGACCUCAAAAAGGAAGGCAAUCUGCGGAAGCAGUCAAUGUCCAUUUCCGGACUGGUCCCCACCUCCAACCUGCAGGCCUAUCAGCGAUGCAACAUGUUGCACUUACCUGACAGUGGUCUUGGAGAGGACAGUAGCCCCACUGCAGUCAAUGGAGUUAAUCGAAGGGCAGCCACACUCUACAAUCAGUUUACCCCAAAGAAUGAAGACAAUAGAUCAUUUGAGGGAAUUCUGUACAAGCGGGGGGCAUUACUCAAAGCUUGGAAAUCAAAGUGGUUUGUUUUGGAUAUAACAAAACAUCAGCUGAGGUAUUAUGAGACUGAUGAGGACACGAGCUGUAGGGGCUACAUAGACCUGGCUGAAGUGGAGUCUGUUUUGAUUGCCACACCAACCAUAGGAGCCCCCAAACACAUCAGUGAAAAGGCUUUCUUUGAUCUGAAGACAACUAAACGGGUGUACAACUUCUGUGCAGCGGAUGCUCCGAGUGCCCAGCUAUGGAUUGAUAAGAUCCAAAACUGCAUCUCGGAUGCAUGAAGCCCUUUUUCCUUACAUGACUCAUCAGCACCACCUUUCUCACUACAGGGAGAUUCACUGUGCAAUUAGUAGGACCAUAGUAAAGCCUUCAGUGCCUGUUAAAAAUCCAAGAGACUCCCGAGAGACACUACACCUGAGGAGUGCCAUACACAAACACUGCCCUGAACAGCAUUCUGUGGAGCUGCUUUUACAGUAUCCCACUAUUUGGGCUGAAAGUUUUCAUUUAGAUCCUGAGUACAAAGGGAGGAGUUUAUGGAUGAUGAUGAUGAUGAUGAUGCAUUGCAAUAUGUUGAGGCUAGUUGAGCACAUUGCAAAAUGCAACUGACAUGAAGCAAUAGCACUAGUGCUUACAAACUCGGGGGUUCCGUAUAGUCAUAAUAAGAAAACGAAUUGCUGCUGAUGAAAUGCAAAAGUAAGAACCACCAAAACCUGAUGAAUAGAUUUAGAAAGAUGCACAACACGUAAAAGGCAAAUAAUUUGCACUAAAUGAUAUGCACUCCGGACAAAGAAAAUAUUUUUAAUGGAUAAACAAACUAGGCAUAAGGCAUUACGUUUAAGCUACAAAUAAAAAGCUCUGAGCAGACAACUUUAUUCUCUAGUAUUUUUUCUAUAUUUGCAACAACAAAAAAAUAUAUGUUUUCCUUAUGAAUGUUUUACCUACGUGUAACAGUUAUUGUCAUUAUAUAAAUUAUUCUUUUUUUUUUAUCAUUAAAAGAGUAACCUGUGUGUGUGUUGAAUGGCGAUUGUUUUAUGUAAAUAUCUGUUCCAGCUUUUUAUACUCUGUUGAAUAUCCUUUUGAUAUGUUGUUUCUAACCUUUUAGUCUAACUUGAAAUAAAACACUCAUAUUUAUACUUCCGCCAAGCAAAGCACUUCCUGUCUUAGAUGGUUGUCAAUAAGCCGUUUUAUUUUAUUUGAAAGGAGAACACUAUAUUUGUCCAUUAUCCAUGAGGUGUUAUGUUAUCUUUAAGGAUCUGGGACAGUAAGGUUUUUGUAUUUGUUUUGUUUCUGUAUCUGUAAAGUUUAAUGAGGCAAAACUUAAAAAUACCAGACUUAUAAGAUAUCUGUUACUGAACCUAAAAGGAUGUUACAUACAGUACAAUACUCUGUGCUGCUAAUGUUUUUGUUUUGUUUGGGGUUUUUUGCA